This is a messenger RNA of Kickxella alabastrina, 1929 nucleotides long. RefSeq lists its product as uncharacterized. The record is from RefSeq and is a predicted model, not a curated record. Gene Ontology annotation, molecular function: protein dimerization activity. The transcript has a single exon. Lineage: Eukaryota; Fungi; Kickxellomycota; Kickxellomycetes; Kickxellales; Kickxellaceae. The coding region runs from base 240 to 1841 and encodes 533 amino acids.
UUAUAAACUGGUAGUUCGUCUCGCCCACUUUUUUUAUUUUUCCUCCAUCAGUCUUUUGACAAAAACAUCGUACCAUUCCUUAAAAACACACUAUACUUUUUAUCUUUAUUAUUUUCUCGCCAUUAUCGAUUCAUCCUUAUUGGUACUGAGCCCUUUUUCAUAAAAAAUUUUAGACAGGAAAAAAACAGACCAUAUUAUUAUUUGUAUAUUCCCUCUCUUUUUCCACACAACCAAAAAUAAUGAACUCUCAUCCAAUGCAGCCAUAUUCACCAACAGCAAUAAUGGAUGAGUUUUCUCGAGUUUCCAGUGGAUCCCAGCAAGCUGACGAUCACAUCACGGCCUUAAAUAACUUCCUCGGCAUGUCCUCGUCAACAAGCAAUACCAUGCAACCACCGUCACAAUCAUCUACCCAGCAACAUCAGCAGCGGCAACCAAGCCUCAGCGGCGUGAGCGAUCAGGCCAUGGCUGCGUUUCUCGCCGCUUCAACCACUGCGGCAUACACUGGGAUACCCGCUAUGAGCAUCCUCUCACAGAACAGCCCCCUGAUGAUCAACCCGAUCGGCAUCACUCCCUCGCAAUCCCUGCAAUCCCUACAACUUAAUGAUUUUGGCAGUGAUGCUGCCACUCUGGCAGCUGCCAACUUUGCUGUCGUCUCCCAGCAGCAGCAGCAGCAGCAUCAACAGCCGGGCAGCCUGCUGACAAGCACCGUCGAUAUGAGCAACUCGCUUUACAACAACAACUCAUUGACAAACAUGGACUCCGAGUCGUUGUCUUCUAUGCUUAGCGCAUCGGCAGCACAGCAGCAACAGCGGCCAACUUUUGUGACUGUUCCCGGAAACUACAAUGUGUCGUCAAACUCUGGUUUCCUGACGCCCACCGCAGUUAGCUACGAGCAGGCAGCACAGGCUCGAGCCCAAGCGCAGGCUCAGGCACAGGCGAAUUUCGACUACAUGAUGGGCAAGCGCAAGUUCGAUGACACUGACAUGAGUAUUUUGCCCAGCCCCAUGGGCGUGCCGUUGGGAAAGAGGGUUACCAUGCCGGCGUCAUAUGGCGACUACCAGACGCGGCCCAUGCCUAUUCCUACGGGCAUUGGUAUGCAGCGGAUCGCCUCAUACCACCCAAGCAGUUUUGGCGCCACCUCCCCCCUGCAAAACAUGGAUACUGGUAACGCCCUAUCCGUGGCUCCAGCGAGGCUCCCGAUCAAUCGUCUCAAAACAACCCCGGUUAACUCAUAUUUUUCUUCCAAACCCAGCGGCAGCGGCAAGCGGUCAGCAGGUAUUAACAGCAGCAACACAACGACGUUUUCUGUGCAACCACAGCCGCAGCCCACACAGCAUCAGCGCAAGGUCGCGCAUAACGCCAUUGAGAGACGCUACCGCAACAACAUCAAUGACCGCAUCACCGAUCUUCGCAGCUCCGUCCCGGCCCUCCAACACGUGCGCCCAAAGAAAAGGCAACCUGGCGUCGGCAGCAGCAGCAGCAGCCCCUAUGCUCGCGACAAUGCUGAGACCAGCAACGACGAGGAUGAAGAGGAUGACGACGAGGAGGAUAACGAGGGCGGCUCUCACCAGGUCGAUGGCGUCGAGGCCGCAACCAAGCUGAAUAAGGCGACUAUCUUGGGCAAAUCGACCGAGUACAUAUACUAUUUACGGCGCAGCAAUGACCAGAUGAAGCGCGAGUCGUUUUAUUUGCAGGAGAUCGUGCGCAGUAUGCCAGAUGGCGAAGUGAUCCUUGCAAGCUUGUUGUUGCGGGCGAAGCAGGAGUCAGAGGCAGCCACAGUUUCUCUGCGGGUUCCUGAGCGGGCCACGAUGCCAAAAAAGAAGCAGAAACCGCAUCAUUAAGCUUUGUUUAAACUAUUUUCAUUUUUAAAUUAGUACAUAGUCAAAAAUAUCAAUUUAUAUGGUAUCAUUCCACACAUCAAUAGGCUGG